AACCGAUCCAUUGAGAUCAUUGAUAGCUAAAGCUAAGAAUAUCUAGUUUCUAGAUUAGGUAUACGGUGUACUUUCUCAAAGGGCAACUUGUUAAUAUUUAGAGUAGUUAAACUGUAAAUUACCUAACCUACCUAGGUAGUUAUAUAGUUAACUACCUGUUCGUUCCGUAUAACUAACUACAUACGUAUAAUUCAAACUGUACAAGUUCCUACGUAACUAGUAACCCCUCACAUGUCACUAUCAAGGCAUCUUCCCGGAUCCCGAAGAGCUGUUGCCGUCGCAUCAGGCUUUAUAUCUCCGCAAUCACUUACUACACAUAGUCCUCAAACUCCUCUGCUAUCCUCCCUUCCCAAUUCCAACCCCAACUCCUCAACACCGCCAACCUCGCAUCCCCUUCUUCAGUCUAGAAGCUUCGCUGCACAAUCGACCCAAAACCAAGACGUUCUCAAGCAAUUGUCUCCUAGACACGCCUGCACGAUGUCCACCAUGCCAGCUCAACACGGCCACUCCGAGGCCUGCUGCAACAUCCCCCCCGUGGUGUCCAAGGGCUACACCGCGAAGGGCGCAUACGAGGAGCUCGGAGGUUUCAAAUCAUACGUCACCGGCCCCAAGGUAGCCACCAAAGGCAUAAUCACCAUCUUCGACAUCUUCGGCUUCUACCCGCAGACCCUACAAGGCGCCGACAUCCUCGCCACCUCGGACCACUCGCAGCAGUACAAGGUCUUCAUCCCGGACUGGUUCAACGGUGAUCCCGCGCCCCUCUCGUGGUUCCCCCCCGACACCGAGGACAAGCAGAAGAACCUCGCCGCCUUCUUCCAGAAGAACUCGCCGCCGAGCGUCGCCGCCAAGGUCCCGGACUACGCCAGUGCCGUCUCGGCCAAGUACCCGGAGAUCAAGAGCUGGGCCAUUCUUGGGUUCUGCUGGGGAGGCAAAGUCGUAUCUCUCGUGACCUCGAAGCCCGACACCGUCUUCAAGGCCGGCGUGGAGGCACACCCGGCGAUGGUCGACCCGGCCGACGCCGAGAACAUCAAGGUCCCGCUAGCGCUGCUCGCGUCCAAGGACGAGCCUCCGGAGGACGUCGAGAAGUUUGAGCAGAACCUCAAGGGCCCCAAGCACGUCGAGACCUUCGGUGAUCAGAUCCACGGAUGGAUGGCGGCCCGUUCCGAUCUUGAGGAUGAGCGUGUCAAGGCCGAGUACAUACGAGGCUACGAGACUGUACUAAAAUUCUUGUCUAAGCACGUGUAAAGCAUUGAUUAGUCUCUCAAUAAGCCUCAAGGGCAAGAGGCCAAAUGUCGCUGGUCUUAUCUGACGAGGAAAUCUCUAAUGAAAGUAAAGAUGAAUGAAAUAAUUGUCCUUUAAUUGAUGAUUAUGACAAUACCACCCCCUACCACCCCCUUUUUAUCACAUGCGCAAGUUUAAUCUCGGUC
This is a messenger RNA of Daldinia decipiens, 1427 nucleotides long. Its product is annotated as Alpha/Beta hydrolase protein. The transcript has 3 exons. Lineage: Eukaryota; Fungi; Ascomycota; Sordariomycetes; Xylariales; Hypoxylaceae. The record is from RefSeq and is a predicted model, not a curated record. Gene Ontology annotation, molecular function: hydrolase activity. Bases 232 to 1245 code for a protein of 337 amino acids.